AUGGGGAUUCGGUUGCUUGAGAUGGUGCUUCAUGCAAAGCAAACUAUACGAAGAUGGUCACAUUCUAAACACCAAUGCUCUUAUCGGACAUCGAGUUCAGUUAAUGUCCCGAAAGGCCAUUUCGCUGUUUAUGUCGGAGAUGAAGAGAAGAACAAGAGAUUUGUGGUCCCGAUAUCAUACUUGAAGCACCCUUUGUUCCAAGCCUUGUUGAAUCAGGCUGAACAAGAGUUUGGGUUUGAUCAUCCAUUGGGUGGUCUCAUGGUUCCUUGUGAUGAAGACGAAUUCAUCAACCUCACUUCUCGUAUAAACCAUGCCUGA
Molecule: messenger RNA, 318 nt
Organism: Gossypium raimondii (Peruvian cotton)
Lineage: Eukaryota; Viridiplantae; Streptophyta; Magnoliopsida; Malvales; Malvaceae
Product: auxin-induced protein X10A
Exons: 1
Coding region: 1-318 (105 amino acids)
Biological process (GO): response to auxin
Source: RefSeq, a predicted model, not a curated record